Lecanosticta acicola is the source of this 651-nucleotide messenger RNA. NCBI's taxonomy places the organism in Eukaryota, Fungi, Ascomycota, Dothideomycetes, Mycosphaerellales, Mycosphaerellaceae. The record is from the annotation of a GenBank genome assembly.
AUGACCAGCCUAUUUCGACGGCCAUGGUCAGCUCGCAAGAUACUCAAUUCAUCAUCCAGGAUACGAAGUACGCGAUUCUUCGCCGACCAGCCCAAUCCCACACCUGCAUCUCCAACCACGCGCGUCUCCAAGAUCGAGUCCCGACUACCCAAGUUCCUUCGAAGAUACGUCGAACCAUUGCGAAAUGCUCCAAUCUCCCACAUAACCGCUUUCAUCAUCUUGCACGAGCUCACUGCCGUGGUCCCGUUGUUUGCUCUGGCUGGAGCAUUCCACUACAGCGAAUGGCUGCCCCCGUUCAUCAGCGAAGGGAAGUGGGUUCAAGAUGGACAGCAAAAGUUCGGCAGCUGGAUGCGCAAGAGAGGUUGGAUAGGGGACGAAGAUCGCAAAACCAGGUGGUGGGGUCGCAGUGAGACGGGCGUGAGAGUGGUAGUGGAGCUGGCCACGGCUUAUGCCAUCACCAAGGCAUUGCUUCCUCUUCGGCUGAUAUUGAGUGUGUGGGGCACACCUUGGUUCGCGAGAUGGACUGUACUUCCAUUCACCAACCGGAUAUCUCGUCUAUUUGGGCGCAAGAAGGCUGUCCCGGCCAGUGGACCGGAUGCGGCUGGCACUGGUGCUGUUGGAGGCUCCGCUGUGCCGAAAGUGCCGGAGUGA